Messenger RNA from Amphiprion ocellaris (clown anemonefish), 1832 nucleotides. Its product is annotated as tripartite motif-containing protein 16-like. The transcript has a single exon. Gene Ontology annotation, molecular function: protein binding; zinc ion binding. The record is from RefSeq and is a predicted model, not a curated record. The coding region runs from base 48 to 1622 and encodes 524 amino acids. Lineage: Eukaryota; Metazoa; Chordata; Actinopteri; Pomacentridae.
AUCUACUGAAGGAUCCGGUGACUCUUUCCUGUGGACACAGCUACUGCAUGAAGUGUAUUAAAGCCCACUGGGAUGGAGAGGAUGAGAAGAGAAUCUACAGCUGCCCUCAGUGCAGGAAGAUCUUCACACCGAGGCCUGUCCUGGAGAAAAACAUCAUGUUAGCAGUUUUAGUGGAGGAGCUGAAGAAGACUGGACUCCAAGCUGCUGCUGCUGAUCACUGCUAUGCUGGAGAUGAAGAUGUGUCCUGUGAUGUCUGCACUGGGAGGAAACUGAAAGCCUUCAAGUCCUGUUUAUUCUGUCUGGCCUCUUUCUGUGAGAAACACCUUCAGACUCACUAUGAUUCACCUCCAUUCCAGAAACACCAGCUGGUGGAACCCUCCAAGAAGCUCCAGGAGAACAUCUGCUCUCAUCACGAUGAGGUGAAGAAGAUGUUCUGCCGCACUGAUCAGCAGUCUAUUUGUUAUCUCUGCUCUGUGGAUGAACAUAAAGGCCACGACACAGUCUCAGCUGCAGCAGAAAGGACGGAGAGGCAGAGAGAGCUGGAGGUGAGUCGACAAAACAUCCAGCAGAGAAUCCAGGACAGAGAGAAAGAUGUGAAGCUGCUCCAACAGCAGCUGGAGGCCAUCAAUGGCUCUGCUGAUAAAGCAGUGGAGGACAGUGAGGAGAUGUUCACCCACAUGAUCCAUCUCAUCCAGAAAACAGGCCGAGAUGUGGAGCAGCAGAUCAGAUCCCAGCAGGAGACUGAAGUGAGUGGAGUCAAAGAGCUGAAGGAGAAGCUGGAGCAGGAGAUCAGAGAUCUGAAGAGGAAAGAUGCUGAGCUGAAGCAGCUCUCACACACAGAGGAUCACAACCAGUUUCUCCACAACUACCCCUCAGUGUCAGCACUCAGUGAGUCCACACACUCAUCCAGCAUCAACAUCCAUCCUCUGAGACACUUUGAGGAGGUGACAGCAGCUGUGUCAGAGCUCAGAGAUCAUCUACAGGACAUUGUGAGGGACACAUGGACAAACAUCUCACUGACAGGGACUCAAGUGGAUGUUUCACUGUCAGAUUCACAAGCAGAGCCAAAGACCAGAGCUGGAUUCUUGAAAUAUUCACGUCAAAUCACUCUGGAUCCAAACACAGCACAGAGAAAGCUGGUAUUAUCUGAAGGGAACAGAAAAGUAACAUAUAUGGAUCAACAGCAGUCUUAUUCUGAUCAUCCAGACAGAUUCACUGGAUGUUAUCAGGUCCUGAGUAGAGAGAGUCUGACUGGACGUUGUUACUGGGAGGUGGAGUGGAGAGGAAUAGGAGUUUAUGUAUCAGUAGCAUACAAGGAUAUCAGCAGAACAGGAAGCUGGAAUGAAAGUGUAUUUGGAUAUAAUGACAAAUCUUGGGCAUUAUAUUGUUUCCAAAACAGUUAUACAUUCAGGUACAACAACAUCCAAACUCUCAUCUCAGGUCCUCCGUCCUCCAGAGUUGGAGUUUACCUGGAUCACAGUGCAGGUAUUCUGUCCUUCUACAGCGUCUCUGAAACCAUGACUCUCCUCCACAGAGUCCAGACCACAUUCACUCAGCAGAUACAUGCUGGACUUGGAGUUUAUGGUACUGGAUCAAGUGCUGAGUUGUGUAAACUGAAGUAGACAGAGGUAACUGAAGGUGCAGUGAGUCUGAUUGUGUCUUUGAUUCUUUCACUCAUUUAGUCUCCAUCAUUGUUGCUCACAGCUCAUUGUUGUUUUAUUUCUACACUGCACAGAGAUCAACUGUCAACCAAACAGUGACUGUCAGAACUUGUUUAUCUUCUCAUUUCUUCUUCUGCUCAUCUUUGACUUCCUUCCAACUUUCUUCACUGA